CAGAGAGAGAGAGAGAGAGAGAGAGAGAGAGGGAAGAAGACGCUGAGAGAGGGAGAAGGAGACGUUGGGUCAGAGCAGGUUUUUUAAGCUCUCUCUGUAUUUCUAGGGUUUUGAUUCGGGAUUUUACAGAAAGGAAGGAGAAAGAGAUGAGGCCCAUAUUGAUGAAAGGCCACGAGAGGCCACUAACUUACAUAAAGUACAACAGAGAAGGAGAUCUCCUUUUCUCUUGUGCUAAAGAUCAUACCCCAACUGUCUGGUUCGCCGACAAUGGCGAGCGAUUGGGAACAUACAGAGGCCACAAUGGCGCCGUCUGGUGCUGCGACGUCUCCAGGGAUUCAAUGCGCCUGAUAACCGGAAGCGCAGAUCAGACCGCGAAGCUUUGGAAUGUCCAAACAGGUGGUCAAUUGUACUCCUUUAAUUUCGAUUCCCCUGCGAGAGCAGUGGAUUUCUCAGUUGGAGACAAGCUGGCUGUGAUUACAACCGAUCCAUUCAUGGAGCAAACAUCGGCCAUUCAUGUGAAACGCAUUUCAAGUGAUCCCGCCGAACAGACUGGGGAAUCUGUGCUGACAAUCAGGGGACCCCAAGGGAGGAUCAACAGAGCGGUCUGGGGACCCUUAAACCGGACAAUUAUAAGUGGUGGUGAAGAUGCAGUUAUCCGCAUAUGGGAUUCCGAAACGGGAAAAUUGCUCAAGGAAUCUGACAAAGAGACCGGUCAUCAGAAGACAAUCACGUCACUUACAAAAUCCUCAGAUGGGUCCCACUUUCUCACCGGUUCCUUGGAUAAAUCUGCCAGGCUCUGGGACAUCAGAACACUGACACUCAUCAAGACAUAUGUUACAGAACGCCCAGUUAAUGCAUGUGCAAUUUCACCGCUUCUUGAUCAUGUGGUGAUUGGAGGUGGUCAAGAUGCAUCGCACGUUACCACAACAGAUCGUCGUGCAGGGAAGUUCGAAGCAAAAUUCUUCCACAAGAUUCUUCAGGAAGAAAUCGGGGGUGUUAAAGGGCACUUUGGACCAAUAAACGCUCUAGCAUUCAAUCCUGAUGGGAGAAGUUUCUCGAGUGGCGGCGAAGAUGGAUAUGUGCGGUUACACCACUUUGACCCAGAUUACUUCAACAUUAAGAUGUAGCUGCAUUUCACAUGCCUAUUUUUAUUUUCUCCCUCUUGCAAUGUUAUCUGAUACAAAGACUUUCAUUAUCUUUAAAAUGGUGUAAUUGAUCUGAGUCACAAACCCGAGCACUGAAAGAAGUCAUCUUGAAUGGGACUGAUGAAACACCCUUUCAAGCGAGGGAUUUUUGGUUUAAUAUUCAGAGGGGCAAUUUUCUUA
Magnolia sinica is the source of this 1325-nucleotide messenger RNA. RefSeq names its product eukaryotic translation initiation factor 3 subunit I-like. Gene Ontology annotation, molecular function: translation initiation factor activity; RNA binding; protein binding. The record is from RefSeq and is a predicted model, not a curated record. Lineage: Eukaryota; Viridiplantae; Streptophyta; Magnoliopsida; Magnoliales; Magnoliaceae. The transcript has 9 exons. The coding region runs from base 147 to 1127 and encodes 326 amino acids. Gene Ontology annotation, cellular component: cytoplasm; eukaryotic translation initiation factor 3 complex, eIF3m. Gene Ontology annotation, biological process: cytoplasmic translational initiation.